GAAAAUAGCGGCUGGUGUUGGUUUCCUAUAAGGGCUGGAGAUUUGGCUUUACGUUUUACUCGAAAAAAGCUUGCCUUAUCAUGCUUGGGAGAGGAUUUUCAUCAUUAAGAGCCGUAAAUUCCUUAAAGAAACCGUUUUUAGGGUGGCUUACUGGCUCAAGAGGAUUAGCAAGUCAAGUGAAUGAAGCCGAAUUUGAGCUAUCAGACUCUCCACUCCAUCUUUUAGAUAGUGGUCCUCCCAAAAAAGCUGUACUGACCAGAGAAGAUGGUCUACACUAUUACAAAGAGAUGCAGAUCAUUCGGAGAAUGGAGACAGCUGCUAGUACUUUGUAUAAGUCAAAAAUCAUCAGAGGUUUUUGUCAUCUGUACUCAGGGCAGGAAGCAUGCUGCAUUGGAAUGGAUGCUGCUAUGGACAAGAAUGACAGUCUGAUCACUGCUUAUCGUUGUCACGGUUGGACUUACUUGAAAGGAAUAUCAGUGAAAGAAAUACUCUGUGAAUUAGCUGGUCGUAAGACAGGUUGUUCUAAGGGGAAAGGAGGCUCUAUGCACAUGUAUGGUUAUGAGUAUUAUGGUGGAAAUGGAAUUGUUGGUGCACAGGUUCCACUAGGUGCAGGAAUUGCCUUAGCUCACCAGUACAGAGGAAAUGGACAAAUAUGUGUUACAUUAUAUGGUGAUGGUGCUGCAAAUCAGGGCCAGGUGUUUGAAACCUAUAACAUGGCUAAACUCUGGAAUCUGCCAUGCAUCUUUGUGUGUGAGAAUAAUGGAUAUGGCAUGGGUACAUCAGUUGAAAGAGCAGCUGCUACCACUGAAUACCACACAAGGGGAGACUUCAUUCCUGGAAUUAAAGUUGAUGGUAUGGAUGUUCUAACAGUGAGAGAGGUCACAAAAUUUGCUGCAGAUUAUGCACGAUCAGGAAAGGGUCCAAUUGUUUUGGAGCUGGCUACAUAUCGUUAUUAUGGGCACAGCAUGAGUGAUCCUGGCACAAGCUACCGGUCACGUGAUGAAGUACAGGCCGUACGUAAGACGCGUGAUCCAAUCCUAAGUUUGAGAGAAAAACUUUUGGACUCAGGGCUGGCAGACACCGAUGAAAUUAAGGGUAUCGAGCAGGAGGCCAAACAAUUGAUCGAAGAAGCUGUUAAAGCAGCUGAGAGCGAUCCUGACCCUCCUCUGGAUGAUCUCUAUUUGGACGUGUACGCGGAUGAUAACAUGGAAGGUCAUGUGAUUCGUGGAUGCGACAACUGGUCAAGGCACGCCACGAAUUAAAGACGAGCAAUAUAACGUUGUUGAAAUAUCUUUAAAGACUACUUAUAUCCGAAAUUUUGAUAUCUAACAUCAUUUGUAAAGUACUUGAUUUUAUUCUUCAACUGUGUGGGUGUGCCUGAGGUUUGAAAGCCUCGAAAGUGUCAUAUCUAAAAAAUGUUAGAAAUCUUAACGAGUUCGGCAUCUGUUGAACCAAGGUACAAAAUAAGCGGUGUUAUCGCAUUCUCAUAAACUUGUAAUAUCGAUCUGGAAGUUAUAUUUUGUCUUUGCCAUUCUUUGGCAUUCUUUAAAACAAAACACUGAACAAAAAUUUUCACUGGAAAGCUUGUUGCAGGCUUGUUAAUCUUUAUUAAAGGGUAGGACUUGAAAGACAUAAUUUGAAACGAAAACUUACAUGAUUUUGUGGUUUAAAUAUCUGAAAAUGCAUGUAGGUAACCAAAUUUUGUGCCAAACGGUGUAAAGAGUGAUUCUGAUGUGCAAGAGAAAACUGCGAUCUAUGUCCUUUAAAGGAGUCAACUAAAAGGAGAAGGUUUAUUUUAGCUUACUUUCAACGACCAGUUGGCUGUCAAAAUCAUGAAUAAGAAGGUUUUUUUGACGGGAUUUGAAUCAGGAUGAAAUUAAAUAAAGGAAUCGUGUGUUUUAUUUAUUUCUAGUGAUCUGUAACUCGAAGCUAGGUUUUAUCUUGAUUAACCCGUUGUGACAAACACACCAAACUUCUGUUUUAAUUUAGCUUAUUUCUAUAUCUCACCCCGAGAACUCCGAGCCUGUUGCAAGCGUUCAUUUAGUUAAACGAGGCGAGAUGUAGAAACGGCGUGAUAAUAACGGUAGAGCAAGAAAAAUGACAGAGGCUUCAGUCGGUUCGACUCAAACCUCCCUCUAUUUUUCAAUCCUCCGCCACUAUCAUGCUUUAAACUCUCGCACUUUGUUUUUUCUUAACUUAUCGCCUAGAAGAAUCUAUAUAACUCCCUUUCCUUUCGCAUACCUCUCCCCCUGAAAAUGAUACCCUUCUAGGUUGAGAAUCCCAGUGGUAAGGAGGGGGGAACCUCUCCCCCUAAAAUUGAUACCCUUUUAGGAAGAGAAUCCCAGCAGUAUGGAGGAGAGGAGGGUAAGUGGUGAGAGUGGUCACAUGGGUAAGACUGAAAGGAAGCUUAGCACAAGAACUAGCAGUAGCCAUGCAAAGAGUCCUCUAUGCAUUGAUCUUUCAAAUUACACUUUGGUUAAGGGUAGCUCAUGAAUAAAUAUUAUUUCAAACUGUAUGUUUUGGCACAGAAAUAAAGUGCAACAAACUAUGGUAUGA
Molecule: messenger RNA, 2556 nt
Organism: Pocillopora damicornis (cauliflower coral)
Lineage: Eukaryota; Metazoa; Cnidaria; Anthozoa; Scleractinia; Pocilloporidae
Product: pyruvate dehydrogenase E1 component subunit alpha, mitochondrial
Biological process (GO): pyruvate decarboxylation to acetyl-CoA
Cellular component (GO): intracellular membrane-bounded organelle
Molecular function (GO): pyruvate dehydrogenase (acetyl-transferring) activity
Source: RefSeq, a predicted model, not a curated record